AUGGAGCGCGCGAACGAAUCCGGUUCGUGCAAAGAGAUGCCCGAAUCGAUCAUCUCCGGAUACCAGGCUGGCGCGUCGCUCAACCUCGAAGUCCUCGCUAGUCCCAGCCCUUCAAUUCCCAUCCUCCCAUCAAUAUCGAACCUCGCUGUCAAGAUCGAGAAGAUCCUCUCAGUAACCAUGGCCCCCGUGAUGCUCGUCGCAUUCGACACCCCUGCCGGCUCAAAACGUGCGGUUCUCAAGCUGUUCGACCGACGCUUGGGGUCCUCGCUGCGAAGGGAUCCCGAUGGACAACACAUUCCCUGUCGCGUCGAAGAUGAGGAGGCUUUCAAGGCGUUUGUGCGCCGAGAACAGCCUGUGCCUUUUCUCCGAAACAAAGAGGAACGGAUGAAAGAGGAAGAGGGACUCGAACUACUGUCAUUCCUGGGAGCCGCAGCCUGGUUGGAAGCGCCGGAAGAGCCAAAGGGACAAGCAAAGUUUGAACUUGAACUUUGGCAUGAGUCUUACGAGUUUCACCAGAUGGAGGUAAGGGCAUACAAUCACCUACAAGACCUCCAAGGCAUCGUCAUUCCUCGCAUGUAUGCAUCUGUGCGACUUCCUUGCACAGAACAGUAUGGCAACCCCAGGAUGGCUUAUUUCUCCAGUCCCUACGGCAUCCUCCUUGAGUAUAUCGACGGAGGAAGUCUCUUUGACAAUCCUGACAGUAUGGUUUCUCCAGUUGGAUUAACGGAGCUUGUGCAACGCGCCGUCAAUGGAGCUUAUCAGAUCAACGAACGCGGUCUCAUUCUCAACGACAGUGGGCCGCGCAAUGUAGCAGUCGACAAGCUGCUCAACAAGCCAUACAUCAUCGAUCUUGCGCAAUGCACCUUCAAGGAAGACUUUUUUGAUGAGGAAGACCUUGACGACCUUGAAGAGGGAACGACUCUUGAAGAUGCUUGGUUGGAGAUGGUCCGGAGCGAAGCCAAUCCAUCUUCUAUUGGCUGUGUCAUGAAGAGGAGGUUGGAGGUUGACCAUAGUAUCAAGAUCGAGGUAACCUUUCCGGAUAUGAGAAAGAUUAUGGAGUACAAUUCCCUCGUCACUACUGACCCUCGUCGAGUGAGGAGUUACUCAACCUGUGCGGGUCCGUCAACCAUGAUCAACCGCGGCCUUGGCAACGAUCAUCACGUCACCACGGGUUUCGGCACCGAAAUCUGGCUGAGAAUGUGGGAGGCAUUUCGCCUGGCAGUCUCUUGA
Fusarium coffeatum is the source of this 1230-nucleotide messenger RNA. RefSeq lists its product as uncharacterized. The coding region runs from base 1 to 1230 and encodes 409 amino acids. NCBI's taxonomy places the organism in Eukaryota, Fungi, Ascomycota, Sordariomycetes, Hypocreales, Nectriaceae. The record is from RefSeq and is a predicted model, not a curated record. The transcript is spliced from 2 exons.